CCCUUCCUCUUUUGCCGUCGGCACUCUUGAAGAUCUCAUACCCUAAAUCCCUCUAUUGCUGCUGCUCUUCUGCCUUUCUCACCCUUCUGCCCUCACUUUCACCUUAAAUCUCAAACCCUCACUUUCACUUUUCAAGAUUCAAGAAUCUCAGACCCUAAAUCUCAAACCCUCCACUGCUGCCUACUAGUUUGCUACUGGAGCUGUUGUCGGAGCCACACUGCUGCUAGAUUGGACUGCUAUAUACUGCUGCUGGGUGCUGCUAGUGCUGCUGCUAGACACUGUUGUUGGGUGCUGCUGCUAUUGCACGCUACUGCUGAGUGCUGCUGUUGCACGCCGCUGCUGGUCUUGCAUCAAUAUGUCUUCAGCAUAUACUAUAUUCUUCUCCUCCUUUUUGCUAUAGACUUCCAAGCAAAUCUCUUCCCCAAACUAUUGAAACAAAGAUGGGUGCAAGUAUCCUUGCCUCUCUCGUAGAUGUAGCUGUGUCGAAGGUGAUUGCAUUUGUUUCUGAUCAGUUCAAUUUAGUACUGGGAUGGGACAAGGACCUGACAAAGUUUCGUGAUACAAUGGAGAUGCUCCGAGGUUUCUUGCAAGAUGCUAAUGAAAAGAACGUCAGUGACGACCAUGCUCUGAAGUCGUGGCUCCAGGGUCUUCGAGAUAUUGCAGAUGAGGCUGAUGAUAUACUGGAGGAGGUCGCUUAUGAAGGUAUGCAGCGGAAAAAUAAGAAAUCGAAGGUCAGGCACUUGACUCUGCCUGACCCCUCGACCUUGCGAUUUCGCCGGGUAAUGGCUGAUAGAGUUGCGGAUUUGAAUAAAAGACUUGCUGAUAUCAAUUCCUCGGCUCAGCAGUUGAGACUUCAAAAAAAACUUGCAAACAUGGUUCCUGAACCCAGAGGCAGGGCAAUUCCAGAGACUCACUCUUUUCUUUCAUCUCAAGUGUUUGGAAGAGACGAAGAUGUCUCUAAAAUAGUCAGGUCGUUGGUUGACUCAAGUAGUCAGCAUGACCUCCCUGUCAUGAUUAUAGUGGGUAUGGCAGGCCUUGGCAAAACCACUAUAGCAAAAGCAGUGCUUAAAAAUGAUAAAAUACGAGAACAUUUUGGUGAUAAUAAAAUGUGGGUUUGUGUAUCUGAAAAUUUUGAUGUCAAAAUGAUUUUAAUGGAGAUGUUGAAGUCUUGUGGUGGAAGUAGUAGUGGUGAUGGUGAUUUUGGAAGCAAAGAUAUAGUGAUGAAGAAAAUACAAGAGAAGUUGAGGGAGAAAAAUUAUCUUCUCAUACUAGAUGAUGUCUGGAAUGAGGAGAGACAGAAGUGGGAGGAUUUAAGGGAUUGCUUGUUGGGAAUAAGUGGAAGUAAGGGGAGUAGGGGUAAGGUGCUUGUGACAACCCGGCUUGAAGAUGUUGCAUCAGUAAUGGCACUUACUGAUGAACACAUCCAUCGUCCUCGGCUAUUAAAGGAAGAUGAGUGCUGGACUAUAAUCAAGCAGAGAGCAUUUGGAGACAAUUCAGUACCUGAGGGGUUAGAGGGAAUUGGGAAACAGAUUGCUAGAAGGUGUAAAGGCGUUCCACUAGUUGCAAAUAUUACAGGGGCUAUUUUACAGAAUAAGAGGGACAAAAGGGAGUGGCAGGCCAUUACAGAGAAUUGUGUUUGGGAUUCACUGGAAAAGCAGGAGGGGAUCUUGGAUAUUGUAAAAUUCAGCUAUGAUCGCUUGCCCACACUGGCUUUGAGGCAAUGUUUUGCAUUUUGUUCCAUUUUUCCUAAGGAUUUUGUCAUGGAAAGGGAGAUGCUAAUUCAACUUUGGAUGGCUCAAGGAUUUCUUGAAUCACCUGAAGAAAUUAGUAAUAUGGAAGCGGAAGAUAUUGGUGACAAGUAUUUCAGAUAUUUGUUAUCAUAUUCCCUAUUUCAAGAUGAAAUUAGGGAUGAUGUAACUGGGAGUGUUGAAUUUUGUAAGAUGCAUGAUUUGAUUCAUGAUUUUGCCCAGUCAAUUUCAAAAUCUGAGACGCUGAUUGUUGAGGAGCGGCCUAGGAGCAAUAUUUCUCAUGAUGUUAGGCAUUUGAAUCUAAUUGAUGGGAGGGAUAUGGUGCCAUCUAUUUUAGGGGAUGUUGCUGAAAAGUUGCAGACAUUGUUUUCCAAGCAUAGUUUUUCUAAUGGUGUGCAAGUGGAUCUUAUAAGGUUGCGAGUUCUCAGCCUUAGAGGUGUUUAUGAUGCAAAACAAUUGCCAACGUGCUUUGGCAACUUGAAGAGGUUGAGGUACUUGGACAUUUCAAGAACUCAGAUAAAAGAACUGCCUGAAUUCAUCUCCGAGUUGUACAAUCUACAGACAUUUAGAUUCACGGAAUGCAGAUCUCUUAAAAUGCCUCCCGGUGGAAUAGGAGAUUUAAUCAACUUGAAGCAUAUUGAUUUCAGUGAUGAAGAGCGUAUGCCUGCAAACCUUGGGAGACUAACCAACCUACAAACAUUGCCAUUAUUUUUUGUAGGUACAACAGAAGGACGUAAAAUUGAAGAAUUGGGAAGCUUAAGAGAACUCAAAGGAAGACUAAAGAUCUGUAAGCUUGAGCUUGUUGCAAGCAAAUCGGAAGCAGAGGGAGCAAAGUUCAAAGACAAGGCAGUUGGGCAUUUGAUAUUUCAUUGGUCGGAAGGCAAAGGCAAUCAAGAUAAAGAUGAAGAUGUCUUAGAAGGCCUCCAACCCCCCUCAAAUAUAAGAAGAUUAAGGAUUGCUGGCUAUGGAGGUAGAAAGUUGGCAUCAUGGAUGUUGUCACUCAACAAUUUGGUGGAUCUGACAAUAUCCAGGUGCUAUAUGCUUCACAGAAUUCCAGAUAUCAGUGGGCUUCUAUCUCUUCAGCAGCUUCAUGUUCGCCAGUGUGAUGAAGUAACUAGUUUGGGUGAUGGUGAUGGAGCAUUUACGUCUCUCAAACAAUUAUCCAUAAACGGGUGUGGUAAGUUAGAGAGAGUUUUGGUUAGUGGAUUAUCAUCUCUGGAGGAACUCAAGAUUGUGUAUGGCUGGGUGAUAAAUAGCAUAGGAGAUAGCCUAUCAAGCUCCACGUGUCUCAAACAUUUGCAUCUGGAAGGCUGUCUUAAAUUGCAGUCUAUUCCAAGUCUAGAAGGACUUGUCUCUCUCAAAACAAUAUAUAUUUCCAGAUGUGAUGAAUUAGAGCGUCUACCGAGUGGGCUCUCAUCUUGCACUGCUCUGGAGAAAUUGAAUAUAGAGGGAUGCUCUAAUUUGGUUUCUAUUCUUGAAGAAUUGAAACAGUUGCAGUCUCUUGUUGAGUUGAAAUUUUGGAGUUGUCCAAAAUUGAAGUUUAUUCGUCUAGAAGGACUUGUCUCUCUCAAAACAGUAUAUAUUUACCAAUGUGAUGAAUUAGAGUGUCUUCCGAGUGGGCUCUCAUCUUGCACUGCUCUGAAGAAAUUGAAGAUAAAUGAAUGCUCUAGUUUGGUUUCUAUUCCUGAAGAAGUGAAACAGUUGCAGUCUCUUGUUGAGUUGGAUUUUGAAAAGUGUCCAAAAUUGAAAUUUAUUCCAAGUCUAGAAGGACUUGUCUCUCUCAAAACAAUAAAUAUUUACUUUUGUGAAGAAUUAGAGCGUCUACCGAGUGGGCUCUCAUCUUGCACCGCUCUGGAGAAAUUGGAGAUAACGGGAUGCUCUAAUUUGGUUUCUAUUCCUGAAGAAUUGAAACAGUUGCAGCCUCUUGUUGAGUUGAAAUUUUGGAGUUGUCCAAAAUUGAAGUUUAUUCCAAGUCUAGAAGGACUUGUCUCUCUCAAAAAAAUAAAUAUUUUCAAUUGUAAAGAAUUAGAGCGUCUACCGAGUGGGCUCUCAUCUUGCACUGCUCUGGAGAAAUUGGUGAUAACGGAAUGCUCUAAUUUGGUUUCUAUUCCUGAAGAACUGAAACAGUUGCAGUCUCUUGUUGAGUUGGAUUUUGAAAAUUGUCCAAAAUUGAAAUUUAUUCCAAGACUAGAAGGACUUGUCUCUCUCAAAACAGUAAUUAUUACCGGAUGUCAUGAAUUAGAGCAUCUACCGAGUGGGCUCCCAUCUUGCACUGCUCUGGAGAAAUUGGAGAUAUGGGGAUGCUCUAAUUUGGUUUCUAUUCCUGAAGAAUUGAAACAGUUGCAGUCUCUUGUUGAGUUGAAUAUUAAGAAAUGUCAAAACUUGAGGAGCUUCCCAGAGGAGAUCUUGGGCUCUCUUGCCAGCCUGAAGGAAUUAGGGCUUGGCCCUUUCUCAGAAGAGCUGAAGGAAUUCCCAGAUUUGAGUUCCACUUCCUCCCUUGAAGUCUUGCGUUUGGAAGGAUGGGGGGAAUCGCUAACUCUGCCACAUCAAAUUGAUCGCCUCACUGCUCUCAGGAACUUAACUAUCACAAGCGUCAAUGGAGUGGAAGAAGCUUUAUUGGAAAACCUUUCUUGUCUUAAAACACUUGAAAUUCAAAAUUGUUGUCGGUUAAGGUGUCUAUCAGGUGGGCUGUCAUCUCUUGAGGACCUGGUGAUAACAAAUUGCCCGAAAUUUGUGGGCUUCCCAGAGGAGAGUCUCGGCUGCUUUACUAGGUUGAAGGGAUUAGAGAUCGGCCGUUUCUCAGAAGAGCUGGAAGAAUUCCCAAGUCUGAGUUCCAUCCCCGCCUCCCUUGAAUAUUUGAGCCUGACGGGAUGGGAAAAACUAACUCACCUUCCACAAAUUCAACACCUCACUGCUCUAAAGCAGUUGUGUAUAGAGCACUUCAGUGGAAUGGAAUCUUUGCGAGACUGGUUUAACAACUUGUCCUCCCUUCAAGAACUUAAAAUUUGGGGCUGCCCAAACGAGUUAAAGGAAAGAUGCACCGAGGGAAGCGGUCCUGACUGGCACAAGAUUUCUCACAUUCCAGACAUCGAAAUAGAUGGGAUCCCCAUCCAAUACGAAGAUGGAUACGAAUCCGAAGACUGAGGCAAAGAGGUUUGUGUUUCUUUUUUCUCACAACUGCACUUGUACAAAUUCCCGACACCAAAAAGUAAAAUCUCUCUCCUCAUCCUCUAUCAAUUAAUUGGAUUGAUGCUG
Molecule: messenger RNA, 5003 nt
Organism: Rubroshorea leprosula
Lineage: Eukaryota; Viridiplantae; Streptophyta; Magnoliopsida; Malvales; Dipterocarpaceae
Source: the annotation of a GenBank genome assembly